Molecule: messenger RNA, 411 nt
Organism: Mesorhabditis spiculigera
Lineage: Eukaryota; Metazoa; Nematoda; Chromadorea; Rhabditida; Rhabditidae
Source: the annotation of a GenBank genome assembly
AUGUCUCUCACAACCUUCGCUGUGAUUUUCGCCGUCUUUUUGGCAUACGCAACUGCUAAUAAGCAGACGGUGGCCAUUGAGGGGCGACUGACAUGUGAAGGGAGACCCGCAGCCGGAGUCAAAGUCAAGCUCUACGAUCACGACACUUUCACCCUUGACGACAAACUGGCCGAGACCAAGACUGACCACGAGGGCUAUUUCCGAAUUGCGGGUACGGGCAGCGAGGUGAGCCGCCUGAACGCCAAAUUCAACAUCUACCACAAGUGCGGCAUGACGGUUCCGCUUUGCGAUUACAAGUUCUCAUUCGCUGUCCCCUACGAUUUUGUCAACACCGGAACCUAUGCCAACAAGGUCUACAACGCGCAAACCAUCGAACUGUCCCUGUUGGAGAAGCACCGUGACUGUAUCAAC